Molecule: messenger RNA, 849 nt
Organism: Maudiozyma barnettii
Lineage: Eukaryota; Fungi; Ascomycota; Saccharomycetes; Saccharomycetales; Saccharomycetaceae
Gene: VPS29
Product: retromer subunit VPS29
Exons: 2
Coding region: 1-849 (282 amino acids)
Biological process (GO): intracellular protein transport; retrograde transport, endosome to Golgi
Cellular component (GO): retromer complex; endosome
Source: RefSeq, a predicted model, not a curated record
AUGUUGGUCCUCGCUAUAAGUGACGCUCAUAUUCCAAGUCGGGCAAUAGACAUACCUUCAAAAUUUAAAAAACUGCUAAGUAUACCAGAUAAGAUAUCUCAUGUGGCACUAUUAGGUAAUAGUACACAAUCACCGGAGUUCCUAAAUUUCCUCCAAACUGUCUCUCCAAAUAUUUCAAUAGUUCGUGGGGAAUUUGAUAAAUCCUCAAUUAUUAUUGAUACUCAUGAAUCAAAUGGGGGGUCAGGUAACUAUGAGGAGAAAAAUAUACCUCUUGUAGCUGUGAUAAAAGAAGGUGACUUUAGAAUAGGGUGUUGUAAUGGCUAUACUGUUGUGCCAAAGAGUGAUCCAUUAUCGUUAUUGGCCCUUGCACGUCAAUUAGAUGUUGAUAUAAUGUUAUGGGGCGGUACACAUAAUGUUGAAGCAUAUACUUUAGAAGAGAAAUUUUUUGUCAAUCCAGGAAGUUGUACAGGUGCAUUCAGUGCAGAUUGGCCUAUAUUAAACGAUUCAAUUUCAAACAAUAUUACUGACAUAGAAACUAAUAAAAAAGAUAGUGCGACAGAGAGUGAUGAUAUUACCCAAUCAGAAGACGGCAGUGAACAACUAGAAAACAAUAAACCUGAUACAAAGGAUGAAGAACAAGAACAAGAAGAUAAGAAUGCAACCUUGGAAGAAGAAUCUCUCAAUGAAGAAGAUAUAAGCAUAUCGGAGGUUGAAAUAUCGGGGUCGAAUGUUCCAAGUUUCUGUCUUUUAGAUAUACAAGGGUCUACUUGUACAUUGUACAUAUAUAUGUUCAUAGACGGUGAGGUGAAAGUCGACAAAGUCGUAUACAAGAAACCCACUGAUGAAUGA